GUCUUCCUCACUUCGCCAGCAGCUUCUCGUAUCAUCAUCUUCGCUUUCUCUCCGUCUCGAAAGCUGUACCAGAGGGUCGUGUAGUGCCCAUUAAAACUAACUCUUUUUACUUUUUCCCAUUCUUAUUUUUGUUUCGGCUUUGUAUUCGGACCGGUCGUAUGGCGUAUUCCGUAGACUCCAUACUCUCCGCCUCAGGGAGGUUGUAAUACGUAUUGGUUUGCUUUGGGGUCAACGGAUGGGGAAGAUACUUCUCGCUUGUUCGUCUCCAGGAAGCUUCAGUUUCGAACUCUUGCCAUUUUCUUUGAGGCUGAAAGAACAGAAGUCAGGAAUGGCGAAGAUUCCCGCUGGUUACCCAGAAAUUAACUAACCACUCGCUUCACGUUUCUACUUUCCACCAACGCGUAGGACGAUCGAUUCAUUAGCUUGCUUGUAUUGUUGCUGUGUGUUCUCUGAUAAGAUCUUCCCUCACUCACAUUCCCUCUGCAUCUGCUGAAUUUCCAUUGUCCAAUGGCUUCCACCAGCAACCAAAGAGACUCUUCGUCGGCGUCUUCUUCUUCUUCCAACCUGCGGUGUAUAUACGAUGUGUUCUUGAGCUUUAGGGGCGAAGAUACCCGCAAAAGCUUCGUUAGCCAUCUCUACGCGGCUUUGCAUCGGAAAGGGAUUCACACCUACAGGGACGAUGAAAAGCUCAAAAGGGGGAGAGAAAUUUCGCCGGAGCUCGUGAAGGCCAUCGAGGGUUCAAGGUUUUCGAUCAUCAUUUUCUCAGAAAACUACGCUACUUCGACUUGGUGCUUGGAUGAACUUGCGAAGAUCAUGGAAUGCAAGAACCUGAUUGGGCAAACAGUUGUCCCCAUUUUCUACAAUGUGACUCCCUCGGAAGUACGUAAGCAAACAGGGAAAUUCGCAGAAGCCUUUGCCAAACACGAAGAAGAUUUCGAGGAUAGAAAGGAGAAGGUGCAGAGAUGGAGGGAAGCUCUGAUCGAAGCUGCCAAUUUGUGUGGGUGGGAUUCACAGGGCAGGUCUGAUUCCAUGCUUAUUGAUGGAGUUGCCCACUUCAUACUAAAUGAACUGAAGUAUUUGUCCACAACUAAUGCUCAGGUUCUAUUUGGUAUUGAUUCUCGCAUAAAAGAAAUGAAUUCAUUGUUAUGCACUGGGGUCAAUGAUGUUCGCUUUGUAGGAAUAUGGGGCAUGGGUGGUAUAGGUAAGACAACCAUUGCAGAAGUUGUUUAUGAUCAAAUCUCUGUUCUAUUUGAAGGAUGUUGCUUCCUUGCAAAUGUCAGGGAACAUAAUUUAGUUUUUUUGCAAGAAAAACUUCUUUCCAAAAUGUUGAUGGAAGGUAAUGUAAAUAUAGAUACUCCCAGUAUGGGAACAAAUGUCAUAAGGGACAGGCUUCAUUUCAGAAAGGUUCUUAUUGUCCUCGACAACGUGGAUAACUUGGAGCAGUUAGAAGCACUUGCUGGGAAGCAUGAUUGGUUUGGCCCUGGAAGUCGAAUCAUCAUCACAACUAGAGAUGAACAAUUGCUAAUUGCCCAUAAUGUGGAAAAAAUAUACAAGGCUAAACAAUUCGACCGCGUAGAAGCUGUUGAACUCUUUUGCUGGAAGGCUUUUGGGCAGAAAUACCCCAAGGAAGAAUAUUUUGAAGUCGUAGACUCACUAAUAAGUUAUGCAAACGGCCUUCCAUUAGCACUUAAAAUUUUUGGUUCUUUUCUUUGUGGCAGAGGUGUUGAUGAAUGGAAAAGUGUGUUGAAUAAACUGAAAAAAUAUCCCAAUGAAGAAAUUCAAAAGAUUCUGAGAAUAAGUUAUGAUGCACUGGAUGAUCGGCAGAAGAAUUUAUUUCUUGAUAUUGCAUGUUUCUUUAAAGGAGAUGACAAGGAGUACGUAAUUAAAAUACUAGAGAGUUGUGAUUUCUUCCCUGUUGAUAUUAGUGUCCUUGUUGAGAAGUCAUUUAUAACAAUCCAAGAAAACAAGGUUUUAAUGCAUGACUUAUUGCAAGAAAUGGGAAGGGAUAUUGUUCGUCAACAGUCCCCUGAAGAGCCUGGCAGACGCAGCAGGUUAUGGUCUCAUGAAGAUGUUUGUCACGUACUGUCAAAAAAAUCAGGGACUGAAGAAGUUCAAGCCAUAGUCCUAGACCUUUAUGGGCUAAAAGAGGUAAAUUUUAGUGCUCAAGCCUUUGCAACCAUGCACAAUCUAAGAUUGCUCAAAAUCUGUUUUAUGGACCAACCUGGAGGAUUUGAAUAUCUUUCCAGGAAAGAGUUGAGAUUCAGAUCUGAUGCAGUGUUGAAUAAGCUUGAGUUAUUCAAAGAUUGUAAAUUGCACAUUUCUGGAGGCUUUGAGUUUAUUUCCAACAAAUUAAGGUGUCUCUACUGGUGUGGAUUUCCUUUGAAAUCUUUUCCUGCAAAAUUUCAUCCAGAGAACAUUGUUGAGCUUAAUAUGUCCUAUGGCCACAUCAAACAACUGUGGAAAGGGACCAUGGUAUUGAAGAAUUUGAAAUUCAUGAAGCUCAGUCACUCACACAAUCUGAUGAAGACCCCAAACUUUACUGGCGUCCCAAACCUUGAGAGACUAAUUCUUGAAGGUUGUAUAAAUUUGAUUAAGAUUCAUCCAUCCAUUGGAACUCUCAAGAGGCUUAUUCUUUUGAAUUUAAAGGACUGCAAAAAUCUUAGAUAUCUUAUGAGUGCAAUUGGCUUGGAAUCUCUUGAAAGUCUCAUUCUCUCAGGCUGUUCGAAACUCCAGAAAUUUCCCGAGGUUUUAAGUAAUAUGCGACAUUUAUGGGAGCUUUCUUUGCAGGGGACUUCCAUCAAAGAGCUACCACCUUCCAUUAAAUAUCUCAGCGGCCUCGUUUCACUAGAUCUUGAAGAGUGCAAAAACCUUGAGUUUCUCCCAAGCAGCAUAUGUAUGCUACGAUCUCUUGAAACACUCACUCUCUCAGGCUGCUCAAAACUUGCCAAAUUGCCAGAGGACUUGGGGGGUUUAGAAUGUUUAGUGGGACUAUAUGCUGAUAGGACAGCCAUAAACCAGCUGCCGCCCUCUAUCAUACAAUUGAAAAGCCUAGCAUUCGUAUCUUUUCACGGAGUUAGUCCGAAGAUGUCGAAAUCAUGGCGUCAUCGACUUUUCUCUAUUUUAUUGCCAAGUAGAGAUCAUACGUUCACCAGUCUAGAAUUGUCCCCAUUGUCAAAGCUAUCCUCUUUAUGUUUUCUAGAUGUCAGUGAUUGCAAUCUCUUGACAAUCCCGAAUGAUAUAGGCUGCUUAUCAUCUUUAAGGCAGUUAAACCUCGGUCAUAAUAAUUUCAUUACCAUUCCUUCAAGCAUCAGUCAGCUUUCUGAGUUGCGUUUCCUAUAUUUGGAGGGUUGCAAAAGGCUCCAAGCAUUGCCAGAGCUUCCGUCAAGUAUCGAUACUUUAGUUGCAGACGGUUGCACAUCACUGGAAAAAUUACCAAAUACACACACAUUGAAGUAUUGGCAUGCUGGAUUCUCAAAUUGUCCAAAAUUGCUGGAGAAUCAAUGCAUUGAUGAUUUGUUUGAGAUAUUGGUGAAGAAUCAACUUCAGGCUUCUAAUUCUCCACCAUAUUUCGACACUGUUCUUCCUGGAAAAGAGAUUCCAAUGUCGUUCAGCCAUCAGAACAUGGGGGAUUCUGUGUCUAUUCAAUUGCCUCCAAAUUGGUAUGAUGAUAUAGUGGGAGUUGCUAUGUGUGUUGUUUUCAUAUCCCAUGAAGGAAGCUGUCCUUCGGUUUCGGACGUUGCAUGGGGACCGAGAUAUGUUGAUGACUAUGGCCUUACUUAUGAUUAUUACAUUGGAUACAAGAACCAUCCAGAAUUCAAAUCCAGUGAGGAGCACUUAUGGCUUGGUUAUUUAGAAUUAGAUGUUAUCUCGGAUUUGCGUACAUAUUCCCAGAGGGAUGAUUUUACCAAAAUUAAUGUUGAUUUUAGUUCCAACCCAGAUUCAGGGUUUGUGAUAAAGAAGUGUGCAGCCCGUCUAGUGUCCAAGGAAUACAUAGAAGAAGAGGAUGAAAACAUGUCAACCUCUGAUGAGACUCAGAGUGAAGCAUCUCAAACUGCCUCUAUUGUCCGGCUAGGUAGUUUUUUGUCCAGCUAUCUUUCUUGGAAGGGUGAAUGGCGAAUGGAUGACAUGGAGACCUUUUUUGAUUUGCUUUCUUUAAAGAUGGUGGAGAAUGGGCCCAAUCAUUAUACUUUGCAAUGUGCAGACACAAAUGAAAGUUGAAACUUGAAGAUAAAAGGAGAUCAAUUAACUCAUGGCUAUUUUGCUUCUUGUUUGACUUAUCUAAAUUUUGAUUUAGGUGAUGAGAUGCUUGAUCUUGCCGAGGCAAAGAUCUGUUCGCAGACGAAGUUGGAGCAAAAGUUGCACAACGGGGAGAUGUAUUUCUGAAAUUUUUCAAUCUUUUGCUUCCAAGAAUGAUUUUGAACUUCUUCUGCUCUGAGAAAUUAGCUAGAACUGCUUCAGGACCAGCAUAUUUCAAUACCCUUGUCUUUAAAUAACAUAAAAUACCUGUAUAUUUGAAAGUGAUCAGGAACAACACCAUAUUUUUGCCAACAUAUAACAGGCCAUUCUACAAAAUGUGCCGUAUUGAGGGAGCCAA
Malania oleifera is the source of this 4594-nucleotide messenger RNA. Its product is annotated as TMV resistance protein N-like. The record is from RefSeq and is a predicted model, not a curated record. Gene Ontology annotation, biological process: defense response; signal transduction. Gene Ontology annotation, molecular function: ADP binding; protein binding. The transcript has 5 exons. NCBI's taxonomy places the organism in Eukaryota, Viridiplantae, Streptophyta, Magnoliopsida, Santalales, Ximeniaceae. The coding region runs from base 508 to 4218 and encodes 1236 amino acids.